AUGGAACUCAGAUCUCGUCCCCAGCAAGACAAAAAGAUGUGCACAAAAGUGUUUUGGGUGGUGUUUCCUCAUGCCUGCUUCAUCUCUUCUUUAGUGAUCUAUGCUUUUCUGGGGGCUGUCAUGUUUUCUCACAUUGAGGGUAACAGAAAUUGCAAUGAAAAUAAAGACUAUAAGGAUUUUAUGCUGAAUCUGUGGAACCUCUCACAAAAUUUUACAGAAAAUAUGACAGAAAACGAGAAGAUAUUUAAGAAAAGAGUCCAUGACCUGCUUAUCAAAGCUAAGUUGGAAUGGUUUGACGAUCCAAAAGAACGAUGGUCUUUCCUUGGGUCUCUCUUUUUCUGCUGUACUGUGUUCACAACAGUGGGUUAUGGCCAUAGCUACCCCGUAACAAAGGUUGGAAAAUAUCUGUGUAUGCUAUAUGCAUUAUUUGGCAUACCUCUGAUGUUCUUGGUUCUGACAGACCUGGGAGACAUCCUUGCAACUAUCUUAUCCAAGUCUUACAAUAAAUUUAGGAAACUUAAUUCAAAAAUGUUAGCCUCUAAACCAGCUAAACUGUGUUCUGGAUGCAUCUGUAAGAAAAACAAUGAGAUAAAAACUGGAUCAUCAUUGCUUAUGCAACACAAAAUAGUCAUCCAGGAACCUUUAAGUAUCACGGAAGUGCUGAAAAGCCAAUCCUCUGUUAAAAGGAAGUCACUGCAAUACCAGAAUGCUGAAAUAUUUGAAAUGCUAAUUGCAAGAGAAAAUCAAUACCUUAUGCCACCAAAAAUUAACAAAUUUGAAAGAUGGAGUUCAUGUCCCGAACUAGACUCAGGGAAGAUGACCUGUGUCAUCGAAAACUUUGGCAAAGAACUCGAAAAGCUAGAUGUGCCCAUCUUGCUAAUGGCACUAAUUGUCUUUGCAUACAUCUCCUGUGCAGCCGCUAUUCUUCCAAACUGGGAAAACCACAUGGAUUUCGAGGAGGCUUUCUAUUUUUGUUUUAUCACCUUGACAACAAUUGGGUUUGGUGAUAUUCACUUGGAACAUCCCAACUUUUUCUUGUUUUUUUCCCUCUAUAUUGUCAUCGGUAUGGAAAUAGUCAUCAUUGCUUUUAAGCUGGGACAAGACCGAUUGAUUGGCUUGUACAAAAAGGUGAUUUCAUAUGUUAGUAAGAAGACGUCACCACAGUAUGAGAAGUAUCCGCGUAAAAAAUAGCCAUCAUUUCUCCCGGUCACAUUCAUUGGCGAUUGCAAUCAGAUGAAAUUGUUAGUGCGUUUUCUUCUCUCUGCUUUAUGGAAGGCUUAGAGGGGGCCAUAUUUCCCCCUCAUUUACAUGAGCUCCACUUGUUCUGAAAUCAGUAGGAACAUGCUGUAAACUGGUGGAAGGCCUCAGGAGAAAAUAGACAGGUGCAGUCAGCAAAGGUUUUCCUCAAGGGAUAAUAUUUAUAACCAGAAAAAUAAAAAAAACCCACAACUAACAUUUAAAAAACCCUCCCUGAGCCGGGAGUCAGCUCAGUCUUAUAAGCCCUGGUAGUGGAGGUCUGUCUACACACAGCAGUCUCUCCUCUCUGCCGCCCAAAGUGUUAAAUUAUGGUUCUUCCCCACAGCACCUGCAGAAGCACAGCUAAGGCUGACCUCUUGUUCGCCAAGACCAGACAGUGGCCCUGUCCCCUGUUACACACAUACCCACUUUUCAAUGGCGGAACUUGGCCUGAGAUAAUUAAACAUAAUUAAGGUAUGCACCCAACUAGCUGUUCAUUCAUGAUAUUAACACAUCUAAGUUUCUUAAUGGUCA
Messenger RNA from Chrysemys picta bellii (western painted turtle), 1770 nucleotides. It is a transcript of the gene KCNK18, whose product is annotated as potassium two pore domain channel subfamily K member 18. The record is from RefSeq and is a predicted model, not a curated record. Gene Ontology annotation, molecular function: potassium ion leak channel activity; outward rectifier potassium channel activity. Gene Ontology annotation, cellular component: plasma membrane. Lineage: Eukaryota; Metazoa; Chordata; Testudines; Emydidae. Gene Ontology annotation, biological process: stabilization of membrane potential; potassium ion transmembrane transport.